Molecule: messenger RNA, 4116 nt
Organism: Pteropus alecto (black flying fox)
Lineage: Eukaryota; Metazoa; Chordata; Mammalia; Chiroptera; Pteropodidae
Gene: EVC
Product: EvC ciliary complex subunit 1
Exons: 21
Coding region: 1-2970 (989 amino acids)
Biological process (GO): smoothened signaling pathway
Source: RefSeq, a predicted model, not a curated record
AUGAGGCACAGCACAGCCUUCCUGCACUUAGAAGCUCUAGACCGAGGCACCUACGAAAAGUGCAAAAAUGCAAAGAAUGGCACACACGGAUGGCUACAGUCCCGGGGCACUAGGCAUCAAUGCGUCACCUCCCCCCGCACCAACACCACCACCUUUUUAUUUCAGAAAGACGACACUCAGCGUCUGGUCAAGAAUUUAGAGUCUAACGUACAGACCCCCUCGGAGACCGGCUCCCCACCCAGGCGGAGGAAGAGAGAAGCACGGACUUCGAAGGACGAGGAGGCGCUGGACGAACAUGAGCCGUCUUUGAACAGCAAUAUCACAGCAUUCGCGCUGAAGGCGAGAGUCGUCUAUCCCAUCAACCAGAAGUUCCGGCCCCUGGCCGACGGCUCCUCCAACCCAUCCCUGCACGAGAAUUUAAAGCAGGCUGUCCUGCCCAACCAGCCGGUGGAGGCCUCCCCUUCCAGCAGCCUGGGGAGUCUGAGCCAGGCCGAGAAGGACGACCGCAGCUCCUCGUCCAGCAUCCACUCGGCCACCAGCGCCGAUAGGUUCCUCAGCCGCACCUUCCGCCGGCUGAACAGCUUCCCCGAGACACUGACCUGUGAGAGUGUGGACCUGGACUUGUGUAUCUAUAACCUUCACUUGAAAGACCUGCUACGUCUGGACACGGCGCUGAGGCAGGAGAAGCAGCUGAUGUUUAUUCAGAUCUUUAAAAUGUGCCUCCUUGACCUGCUUUCGAAAAAGAAGUCUGACGAUGAAUUAUACCAGAAGAUUCUUUCAAAACAAGAAAACGACUUGGAGGAAUUAGAAAAGAGACUUCAGGUCAGACUGUCCAACACGGAAAUGCUGGGUGCGGGUGAUUCUGAGUACAUCACCCUGGCAGACGUAGAAAAGAAGGAGAGAGAAUAUUCUGAGCAGCUGAUAGAUAACAUGGAAGCUUUCUGGAAACAGAUGGAAAACAUCCAGCACUAUCUCGUGGACCAAUUUAAGUGUUCCGGCUCCAAAGCCCGACAGCUCGAGAUGACGCUGACAGAAAGAAUGGUGGUAGCCGAAGGGCUGCUGCGGGACUCUCAGGAUCUGCAGGCUCUGGACACCCUGGAGAGGACCCUGGGCCGGGCGCACAUGGCGAAGAUGAUCGAAUCCCUGAAGCUGCAAAUCCAGGAGGAGACCAGGUGCCGCCUGGCUGCCAUCGCCCAGAGCCUGGAGCUGCUGACCGUGGAAAGGAAGCUGUCGGGGCAGCAGAAGGAGGAGCUGCUGACCCAGCAGCACAAGGCCUUCUGGGGGGAGGCCGAGCGCUUCGGCAGGGAGUUUGUCCAGCAAGGCAAAGAUCUGGUCAAGGCGUCACUGGCUCGCCAGGCAGAGGGGAUGGCAGGGCUCGUGCUGGCCCAGGAAGAGGAGCGGAGAAGCUUCCUGGCCGAGGCCCGGCUGGCCGCUGACCCCAAGGGCCACCUCCAGGCUCUUCACGAGGUCCUGCAGAGGCAGAGGUUGACGCGGAGUGACUUGGAGGAGGAGGAGGACGUCAGAGUCACCAAGGCUGUGGCCACACUGUGCCAGGAGCUGUACCGCAGCACCAUGGAAACAUUCCAGAAGUUUGCGGACGUCCUGUUCCUGCAGACACUCCCGGGCAUGACCGGCCUCUCCCAGGCGGACUGUGACUACUUGAGGCAGGAGGCCCAGGAGAACACCGCCCGACAGCUGGGGAAGUCGGAUCGCUUUCGGAAACAGCAGUGGAAACUGUUCCAGGACCUUCUGGAGCAGGAAAGGCAGGUGUGGAUGGAGGAGGAUGCUCUGUCCGCUGUGUUGCAGACACACCUACGGGACGGCCAUGAGAGCGUCACCCGCCAAGUGUUGGACCGGCUUGGUGGCCUCAGUGAAGAGUCCGUGCGGUGGAUCCUGCAGGGGCACACCCUGCUCCUGUGCUCAGCCCUCCGGAGGCUGGCUCUCCGCGGCAGUGCCAUCACCACGCUGACCCAGAUGAGGCUGGCCGGGAAGAAGAGCCUUCUCCAGGAGCUGCGUGAGCAACACGCCCUCGAGCAGGGCUCCUCCCAGUGUCUGGACGAGCAUCAGUGGCAGCUGCUUGGAGCCUUGGAGGCGCGCGUCCUGGAGGAGACCAACAGGCUGCAGGAGGAGGCGCAGCGGACGAGGCUGCAGCUGCAGCAGCAGCUCCUGGCCGAGGCCCAGGAGGCCAUGCAGCAACUCCAGCGGCACACAGAGAGGGCCAUCGGGCACGCACUGCUGGGCCAGGCACGGAACGCGGCCACCAAGAGCCGGGCCCGGGACAGGGAAGACUUCAAGAGGACGCUGCUGGAGGCGGCCGCGGAGAGCGUCUACGUGACCAGUGCCGGCGUCGGCCGGCUCGUGCAGGCGUAUUACCAGCAGGUUGGGGGCAUCAUGGGGGACCACGAGGACCGGCAGCUGCAGCACCUGAAGACCCUGCAGGGCGAGAGAAGAGAAAAUUACAAGCUGCGGAAAAAGCAGGAACUCGGCGGCUCCUCCUCGGGGGCCGAGAUGGCAGGUGGCGCUCGCGAAGCCCCCCAGGCCGUCCACCGGAGGGUGCUGGCCCAGCAGCGGACGUUCCUGGCCCAGUUCACGGCCCACCAGCGGGCCCGCCUGGACGCCUGGAAGCAGAAGGCCAGGCUCACCGACCACCUGGAGGCCCAGCUCGAGGCCCAGGUGCAGGAGGCGGAGCAGACCUUCCUCUCCGAGCUGGCGGCCUUGGCCCGGGUGCCCACCGCCGAGAGCAGACCGGUUGCGAAUAAACGGGGGCUGUCAGAGAAGUCCCUAAGGACCAAAAGGAAGAAGCCCCCCGUCCGGGACAGAGGGGAUCCCGGGGGACCCAAUAACGAUGACUCUGCCUCCAGGGGACACCCCUCAGGGCCACUCAGCGGCAAAAGGCUGAGCCAGCAAGGAAGUGAAGCCGGUGACGGUGAGAAUCCCAAGAAGAUGCUAAAGAAGAGAAGCAAUUUGUAGUUUAAGGCCCAGGGACCAAACCAGAAGACCUGGUCGGAUGGCCGCCUGCCCUGUCCCAGCCGUGAAAGACCGUGAAGCGGGACCUGGCCCCCGGUGGGGGGGGUGGAGAAAGGAUGUAAAAAUGCCCCCAAAAGGCACAACUGAGUGUGGCCGACCUCCCGCCCACGACGGUGAGACACCUGAGUGUCAAAAACGUGUCUCUGAGUUUCGUGUCUCUUGGGCUCUACCCCUUGGGGAUCUCGUCCUUCCUAGCUCCCUGUUCCCGGCCCCCCACUGUGCCCGGGUGCCCCCACCCCCGAACCUGCCCUCCCCAGCAUGAGGCGGUCCCAUCCCAGCUGAAGGCCCUCUGCUCCCCGCCUCUUGGUGACAUUCUCCUGGUAGUGAAGGGUCUCCCUUGUUGCCGGUAUUUUCUGGGUCCAAGACGUUUCCAUCCCCCGCCACACCCCUGCCUGCCCCUCCAUGGUCUCCGGCUGCCUGAGCUCUCAUCAGGCCCGUUCCGCUCCUGGCUCAGCCAGCAGCCCAGGCCCGUCACUGGGGUCUGGGUCUCAGGGCCCAGGACGCUGACACCUUGGUGCCGCCCAGCAGCCCCGCCCUCGGGAGGGCCGUCCUCGGGCUCGGCCUCCCCCGUGGACAUAAGCCGCGGCCGGAGAGGCCUUUCCCAUCAGAAGGACGACCGCUGUCUUCUUCAGCAUCGGGCUUCUGGCCUCGGCGCUGUGGACAUUGGGGCCGAGAGGCUCCUUCGUUGGGGGAGGGGCCGCCCUGCACUUGGCAGCACGCCAGCCUCUACCCAGCUGUGACAACCCAAAGAAACGUCCCCAGACCUUGCGGGGCGUCCCCUGGGGAGCACCGCCCACGGAUCCGGGUCCAGGCGUGCGGGAGCUCGGCGUUUCCACACGCCCUGAACGCAGUGGGCUGGCUCGGGGACUUUAUGGACCGCUGAUGACCUGAAUUUUUAUUCCUUAAAACCUGAACUAGAUUCUCCUCGUCGGGAAGGAGUGAUUGACGCGUGAUGUAGUCAGUAACGGGGACCGGUCUGUGGCCACGCCCAGAGCGUCCGCCAGUUCGGACGCGUCCGCAGGCGGGGUUCCCAGCGUUAGCCGACAGCUCCCUCUUGUGGCGAAAUAAGAUAUUCCGUUAUUCUGCCGA